Paramisgurnus dabryanus is the source of this 6432-nucleotide messenger RNA. The record is from RefSeq and is a predicted model, not a curated record. Lineage: Eukaryota; Metazoa; Chordata; Actinopteri; Cypriniformes; Cobitidae.
UUGUGUUCAUCAUUUAUAAAGGUUUGUAAAAACAUGAGAGUAAAUGAUGACAGAUUUUUUUUAGUUUUGGCCUGGUAAACUAUCCCUUUAAGCUACAUGAAUAUAAAGCUUUGUUUACUUUUUUGUUAUGUACUGUAUAUAAAUUGCACUUGGGCGUUUUUACGUGUGUGUGUCCCAUGACUUGUAGGUUUAUUCAUAGCUGUAUAAUGUGUCACUGGUUUUCUGGGCUUCAGGCCAGCAGGUAAAUAUGCAUAUGAGAGAGAGAGAGGGUACACAGUGUUGGGGGGCUUGGGUGUGUAACAAAGUAUAAAUAUUUCACCUCCUUCUCUAGUUCCCUUUUGUUCCUAAUCUUAGCUGCUCGAUGGCCAACCCCUUUAAUCCACAGCAGAACGAAUGAAAGCCAGAGAGAGAAAGAAGACGUCAGAGAGAUAAAAGCUUUAAAAGCCCUCUAUAGAGUUUCCAGAAUAUAAAAGAGGAUAAAUGCUAUUUUUAUUCUGAUUAUUUUUUUUAAAUCUGAUUAAUAUUGUUAUAAGAGAAAUUGGAUUAAAUUGGUGUGAAAAGUGGUAAUGCAAUAUGAAAAGUUUUCUGUGAAAAGAUGAAUGGAUUGAAGACUAAUGUAAGUAUGGAAUAACUCUUGAGCUAUCCUACAUUAGCAAUGAUAAUGAAUUGUCUGAAUGUUGUGCAGUUAAUCUUACUAUAACUGGUUACUGAGGUCAUGUAUUUAAAUCCAGGGGAAUUCAUAAACUGUCUUGGAGAACAGCUUCGGUGAUGUAAAAGUGCUAAUUUAAAAUGAUGUUGGGUGCACUGUGUUCUGAUUCAUGGUUAGAGAUGUCACAUUUCUGGGGAGCUUGUUAAAGACGACACAUCAGAAGAACCACAAGAUGCCUCAAAAACGAAAGAAUAAAGAUGCUGAAGUUGAGAAGGGCAGUGGAAGGAUGAUGUCAAGAGAUAGGCUUCCUCUGAUUGGUUCAUCAGGCGGCAGAAAUGCAGCUAGGCCUGUUCCAUCCACUCCUCAGGUUGGGGCAAGAAAACGCAGCCGUCCCCCUAUGUCCACUGCUGCCCUCCCUGAUGGCAUGGCAUCCUGGGAAGGCUCCUCCCACUCCGAGUCCUCCUUUGCCAGUUUCCCUCCUUCACUUUCACCCCUACCCCCUGCCCACUCUAAAAAGCCAAUCUUAGUGCCCGAGCUCCACCCCCCACCACCCCCUUCUCAAAUCAAAAAUACUUUGGCAGAGAAUGAGCAGGGUGUCAUGAUAAAACGUAAGCCUCUUCCACCAAGACACCCACCCAGACCUCCACGUUUACCCCCUUUAAGGCAAAUCACAAAUCUUAGCUUCUCUCGUAGCUUCACGUUUUCAUUUUUUGAGCUGCCGGUUCAUCAGUCUGCACAGAGCAGAGCGGAGAGACUCAAAGAUCUUACCGUUCAUAUGAAGCAGCUUCAGUACUAAUGUUGUCCAGUACUGAGGAAAAACACGGUAAAUUAAAUUUGGUUGAUUAUAUUUUCUGAAAUACAUGGUAAAAAUUCACUGUACUGUACUGUACUGUAAAUUGAACCCAAGGGUAAAUGUAUGGGGUUUUUUUUGGAUCUUGGAUUCAGUUUUUGCUUUCCUGUUUGAAGUGCUGUUAUGCGAGUAUGUAAAACUUUUUUUAGAGGUAAAGUCCCAGUCAGGGUCUCUCCCUCCCUACUUCUCUAUGGUAACAUAAAUAAAUGUGCAAUGCCCUGCUGUGUUUUAUACAACAAAAAGGAAACACAUCAGGCUUUAAAAUAUUGUUUGAUAUUAGAUUCAUGAAAAUUAAAUGUUACAUGUGUAUAUAUAGGGAAUGUGUGGGUUUGUGUUUGUACAGAGCUAUUUUAUUGGUUACACAUUGGUAAGUUAUCCAGUAGAGCACAAAGUUGGGAAGAGUAAUGUUGAUUUGUAUAUUUGGUGGAUUGUUGUAAAUGUUAUAUGAGUCCAUGCUAUAAAAUGUUUCCUUUAAAGCCCCCCUAUCCUAGAAAAUGCACUUUUAAAUGUGUUUCAAGCUGAAAAUGAGUUGCCAGUGUGUGUGCAGAAACAUCUUUUAAUUAUACAAAUCCAUCUUUGUGUAGUCUCCUUUUAACCACAAAAGUCAAACAAAACAGGCUGUUGGGGAUCCCCUGUCAAUGUGAUGUCACAUUGUUACACCCCACCCAUGACCACUCACAGACUCCACCUUAUGAGCAUCUAGUUAAAAAAAUGAUUCAAGCCCUUCUUAGAAAUGAUUAAAAUUGUGUUCAAUUAAUUUAAAAUACCUCAUUAAGAGCAAUAAGUAUAUAUAUUUAAUUAGUCUAACACAAAAUGAAUAUGUACUAUAAUUUAUUGAUUUCUUUUUAAUUGCGUUAACACAAUUAGUUUGAGUUUGGGUUCUGGGAAAAUAAUUUCCCAGCAUGCUUUGGAGAGUAAUUUUUUUAAUUAAGUGUUAUUUUAAGUAAAGAGAAAGACUUAAUAGUGUUUAAUGUCUGUUUAUCUUAUUGAUUUAGAAGUGUUUGUGUUAUAUUUUUUCAAAUUGUUUGGUUACCAUCUAGUAGAAGAGUGGCGCUUGUGGUUAGGUUGUGGAUGUGACGUAUUUCUCUCAAUGAGCACUAACUGUGUUAAUGCCUUUUUGGAGAUCAGUCUCUUCCCAAAUGCUCAUCCAAAGUAUCAUAUGUUAUUAUUAGCAUGCUAAUAUGUGCUUAUGCUAAUUAGUAUGACAUAAAAACGUUUUAUAUUAAAUAACAGAAUUGAGUUAUUCAGACUACACUACAUUGAGUUAUUCAAACUACGCUAAAUUGAGUUAUUCAGACUACACUAAAUUGAGUUGAGGCAUCUAAUUGAGUAUUGCCAUUUACUUUAAAUUGAGUUGGACUAACUCAAUAUAUUUUUAUUGUGUAAAGCAGUUUUUUAUGAGUUAGGGGUACACAUUCACAUUGGAUGGAAAUCCUGCCCACAAUUUUAUUGAGUUAAUCCAUUGAAUAAUUUUUUUGAGUAGAGACAUGUUUUGAUGUAGUCCAAAGCACAUGUGUAAGCGCUUUACCCCAUACUUUGCAUACGGUUCAACAUCAUAUAAUGAAUGAUCUGUGGUUUAUUUUGAGCUGAAACUUUACGGACACAUUUCGGGGAUACCAGAGACCCUUAAAUAACGAAAAACAAUCAAUAACACUUUAAGAGUGACAUUUAAAUGAAAUGCAUGUUAUGACCUGAGGUCAUAACAGCCUGAUAUCCUUGUCGAAUGAUAUAACAGAAAUCAUUGAAGUCUCUACAAGAUAAGAAAUCUUAGCUUUGAUGUGCUAUCAGCAUUGACUGUGGCUGCUUAUGUCUUCCCACAUAUACAAACAUAUCAAAGACUUAAGUCUUCAUUAGGUUAUUUCACAUGCAUUCAUUAAAUAGUUUGUUGUGUAUUAAUCACGUCUGAAAACUCUAUUCUAUUGUUUAACAUCUGUUUGUUGAUGACUUGUUUCUACUCAUACAUCAGAAUAAAUAAAGCAUUGCAAAUACACUGAUGCAUGCCAGUUUUUUUCUUUUCAGUGUGUGCGGUACCACAAACUAUAAAUAAACUAUCAACUACAUUAUUUGGUGCAGACUUGCAUAACUUUGUAUAUUGGUUAAUACAGUACGUCCUGCAAUAAGGAAGUCAUGUAAUCAUUCUUCUGAAAGUAAGCAAAAAUAGUACCGGAUCUGUCUACAAAAGCUGUGGGAUAUUGUGAAAUAUGUUCUCAGUUGUCAGCAGUGACAGAUUGAAAUCUUUCAACCUUUGAACAGAGCGAAUCCAGAGAUGGAGAAUCAGAGGCUUUCACAGAAUGAGAAUUUCAAUCCUGAUCACGUUGGUAGUGUGAAUGAAGCACAACUAGAUAUCCUGGGGCAGCACAGUGAAAUAGAGUCCCGGUCGGUGUGGGAAAAGCUAAGGACAGAAAUCUGGUGUUCGGGUCCAAGGUUAAAGAACUGUUUCCUGUCCAUUGUUCCUCUUUUGUCAUGGCUGCCACGAUACUCAUUCAGACAAAACGCUGUUGGAGAUCUGAUAUCAGGAGUCAGUGUGGGAAUCAUGCACCUGCCACAAGGGAUGGCUAAUGCUCUGCUGGCCGGAGUUCCUCCAGUGUUUGGUCUGUAUUCCUCCUUCUACCCCGUUCUUACCUAUUUUAUAUUUGGAACAACCAAACACAUCUCUGUAGGUGCUUUCUCUGUCCUCUCCAUCAUGGUUGGUACUGUGACAGGUGAUGCGGUGUUGCCAGGCAGCGGAGCAAAGAUGGAUGAGAGUGAAGCAGAAAACGCUAGGGUUGCAUUUGCAGCUCAAUUGACCAUUUUGUGUGGACUGAUGCAGAUUCUUCUAUAUGUGUUGCGUUGUGGAGGGGUGUGUCGCUGGUUGUCUCAGCCCUUGGUUAGUGGGUACACUACAGCAGCUGCUGUCCAUGUGACUGUUCACCAACUGCCUUUACUGAUGGGAAUCUCCAUUAUCAGAUACAGAGGCAUCUUCUCUGUGGUCUGGAUGUUUUCAAACAUUGUGUCUGGAAUGGGGAGUGUAUUGCCAGCAACACUGGUUGUUUCUAUUAUCUCUGUGGUGAUACUAGUUGGAGGAAAGAUGCUGAACUCGUGCUGGAGCACUCGAUUUCCCAUACCAUGGGAGUUAGUACUGAUUAUCUUUGCCACUCUAUCUUCAAUGCAGUUUGAUUUGUCUGGUCAGUAUGGAAUACAAAUCAUUGGAUCCAUACCAACCGGGCUUUCACCUCCUUCCCUUCCAUCGUUUUCUUUCUCUCAAGAAAUCUUAUUGUCAGCUCUUGCACUUGCAGUGGUGGGCUAUGGUUUCCAAGCUUCGUUGGGUAUGAUGUUUGCUCGUAGACAUGGGUACCCCUUUCACAGCAACCAGGAGCUGUUGGCAAUGGGUCUAUGUAAUUCAGUUGGAGGGGUAUUCCAGUGCUUUCCAGUGAGUGGCUCCAUGUCUCGUAGUAUGGUGCAGGAGAGCACAGGUGGACAAACUCAGGUCUCCUCUUUGGUGUCUGCGCUAAUAAUUCUGUUGAUUCUGGUGAAGUUUGGUCCCCUCUUUCAACUGCUACCAAAGACAGUUUUGGCUGUCAUUAUUCUGGUGAAUCUUCAAGGGGUUUUUGCACAAGUCAAAGAUUUACCUAAACUGUGGAAAACCGAUCGAUUGGACCUGGUUGUGUGGGUUGUUACUCUUCUCAGUGCUUUGGUGUUUAACCUGGAUCUCGGGCUUGGUGUUGCAAUUGCAUUUUCUCUCCUGACUGUCGUCUUCAGGAUGCAUCAGCCCAAAUCUGCUGUUCUUGGUCAUAUUGCAGGCACAGACUGUUACAGAGACCUGCAGAAAUAUUCAAAGGCACAGCAGAUCCCUGGAAUUACAGUUUUCUCCUGCUGUAAUCCGCUUUACUACGCCAAUGCAGACCAAACCUUCGCAUCACUCAGACAGGCUGUGUGUAAAGAUAUAGGGGAGAAUCCAGCAGGAAGAUCUCCAGAGCAACAUUCUCAGCACUGUGUCAUUCUGGAGCUCAGUGGAGUCACCUUCAUGGACUCGGUGGCCAUCUGUUCCCUUAAAGCAGUCGUUCGAGAUUUUGGGAACACUCAGACCACGUUUCUCUGUGCCGCUUGUCCAGAUGGUUUACUGUCCCAGAUGAGGAAUCAUAAUUUAGUUCCAGAAUUUCUGUCUCUUUCUUCAUUUUUCCCUUCAGUGCACCAUGCUCUUUUGUAUUACCAGGGACUACAGGUGUGUAUACAUUUAAAAUGCUGUGCUGUGAGUAUGUUUGUUUUCUGAUUUUCUUUUUCUGUUUUUAUUAUCUCUUUACAGAACACAGGCACGGAAGUUACUGAGCUAUGACCCUUAUCAGGUCCCCACUUCAUGAAUUUUGGUCUCAGAUAAGCAAAAUAUUUAACAUUAAAGGUUAACCUUGAACUCAUGUGAAUAUGACCUAUUGUUUUAAUAAGCAAUAGCUACAGCAAUAAACUAGUUAGGGAUGUAACGAUUCAAUCGCGGUCCCCAUUUAAAAUGGGGUCUGAAAUCAAUUCUGAAUCGCAAGGCUACGAUACGAUUCUUUGUUUCAUGCACAGCUUGUGCGUGUACUAUGGCAUUUGGUCAGUAGGAAGUCCUUAUCAAUCUAAAAUCAUUAUGAGUCGGAGUCGUUUAUAACGUGCAUUUAAAAAAGCAACACUCUUUAAAUAAAAAUCAUUCAAAAUAUUUUUUAUUAUCAUGAAAAUACCUGCAACAAUUUGAAGAACAGCGUAUAAAUAUUACUGUAGAUAUUUCCUGAAAUAGCAUUUGUAAUAGGGGUGUAACGAUUAACCGUGCAAAUGCGUGUUUUCUCAAUGAAUGAAUUUGAAUGAAUUACGGUGAAAUCCCGGCACAUCCAAAAGCCAAGGGGCACUCGUGCAGAAACUCCCUUUGUACCAGAGAAGAAGUAGCAUUACAAACGCAAUUCCAGGAAAUGUCUACAGGAAUAUU